Messenger RNA from Heterocephalus glaber (naked mole-rat), 942 nucleotides. Its product is annotated as chromatin modification-related protein MEAF6. Gene Ontology annotation, cellular component: histone acetyltransferase complex. NCBI's taxonomy places the organism in Eukaryota, Metazoa, Chordata, Mammalia, Rodentia, Bathyergidae. The record is from RefSeq and is a predicted model, not a curated record.
ACAUGGCGAUGCACAACAAGGCGGCUCCGCCGCAGAUCCCCGACACCCGGCGGGAGCUGGCGGAGCUCGUGAAGCGGAAGCAGGAGCUGGCGGAGACACUGGCAAACUUGGAGAGACAGAUCUAUGCUUUUGAAGGAAGCUACCUAGAAGACACUCAGAUGUAUGGCAAUAUUAUUCAUGGCUGGGAUCGGUAUCUGACCAACCAAAAAAAUUCCAAUAGCAAAAAUGACCGAAGGAACCGGAAGUUUAAGGAAGCUGAGCGGCUCUUCAGUAAAUCUUCAGUUACUUCGGCAGCUGCAGUAAGUGCAUUGGCAGGAGUUCAGGACCAGCUCAUUGAAAAGAGGGAACCAGGAAGUGGGACGGAAAGUGAUACUUCUCCGGACUUCCACAAUCAGGAAAAUGAGCCCAGCCAGGAGGACCCUGAGGAUCUGGAUGGAUCUGUUCAGGGAGUGAAACCUCAGAAGGCUGCUUCUUCCACUUCCUCAGGGAGUCAUCAUAGCAGCCAUAAAAAACGAAAGAAUAAAAACCGACACAGGUCAGUGGCAGGGACCCCACCCCCACAGCUCCGAUGACUGUCGGUGUAAAGGGACUGUCCUGGAAUGAAAACACUUCAGGAUGGACAGAAAUUCCUUUGCUCCAAAUGAAACCAGCUAAUGUUUUAAGGGAGGAGUUGGUGGGCAGUAAAGUCCGCCUGAAGGAGGACUUCAGGACAUCCUUCCACUGUUGCUAGUGCAGAACCCUAACCCUGACCCCAAGAACAUUGUUUAAUGUUGUGAAUUUGGAAUCCUUUCAGAAGAGAAAAAGGGGAAAUAGAAAUGGAAUCUGUGUAAUAGUAUUGCUAAAUGACACUAGUGUAUAUUGGGUAAAGUGGGAUAGUCUUUUGCUCUUACUCCUGACCCCUGCCUACUCUUAUGAGAAUUGAUUUAAUGUGCCUUUAAAAAA